This is a messenger RNA of Pelecanus crispus (Dalmatian pelican), 1539 nucleotides long. Lineage: Eukaryota; Metazoa; Chordata; Aves; Pelecaniformes; Pelecanidae. The record is from RefSeq and is a predicted model, not a curated record.
AUUUGUGAUAAAGAAUGGCAUUACUACGUUGUCAAUGUUGAGUUUCCUGUUGUUACAUUAUACAUGGAUGGAACAACAUAUGAACCUUACCUUGUGACCAAUGAUUGGCCUAUCCACCCUUCACACAUAGCCAUGCAGCUCACAGUUGGUGCUUGUUGGCAAGGAGGUGAAGUCACCAAGCCCAGGUUUGCUCAGUAUUUCCACGGCAGCCUGGCCAGUCUUACUAUCCGGCCAGGCAAAAUUGAGAGUCAGAAAGUGAUUUCCUGUUUGCAGGCCUGCAAGGAAGGUCUGGAUAUUAAUUCUCUUGAGAGUCUUGGCCAAGGAGUAAAGUAUCACUUCAAUCCUUCCCAGUCAGUCCUUGUCAUGGAAGGAGAUGACAUUGAGAAUAUAAAUCAAGCUCUCCAAAAGGUCUCAUACAUCAACUCUAGACAGUUUCCUACUGCAGGUGUACGACGUCUCAAAGUCUCAUCUAAAGUCCAAUGUUUUGGUGAAGAUGUCUGCAUUAGUAUCCCAGAUAUAGAUGCAUAUGUAAUGGUGUUUCAGGCCAAUGAGCCCAAGAUUACAAUAAGUGGGAUGGACCACUUUGCUAGACCAGCUGCACAAUUUGAAAGUGAAAGAGGUGUUAUUUUGUUACCUGACAUCAGGAUUGUCAGCACAGUCACUAAAAUGGAGCAUCCUGUGGACUUAAAAGAACAUGACAGAGCCAAUAAGCCAGUGGUACUAGAGGAAAUGCUCCACAACUUGGAUUUCUGUGAUAUUUUGGUCAUUGGCACAGAACUAGAUCCUGAACAAGAGUGUUUAGAACUAGAUCAUGUGGAGCUUCAAGGAAAACAUCUAGAUGCCACAAAUUCCACAGCAGGAUACUCAAUCUAUGGUGUGGACAGCAUGCACAACUAUGAACAGGUUCUUCGUCAGAUUCGAUACCGUAACUGGUACGCUUCUGCCACCUUUGACAGAAAGUUCAGAGUCAAGUGCUCAGAGCUAAAUGGACGUUACACCAGCAAUGAAUUUAACUUGGAGGUUAAUAUUCUACACAGCUCCAACUCCAACUUCAUGGACCGUGUAAAUCAUGUGAUAGUACAACCACAAUUUCUCCAAUCUGUCCACCACCCAGAGGGAAGCACAAGUGCUGUUCACAACUCAGUUGUUCCAAGCGUGGCUACUAUCGUUAUCAUAAUCUGUGUGAGCAUACUCAUUUUUAUCAUAACCUUGGGGGUCUAUCGAAUUCGGACAGCUCAUCAGCACGGCUCUGCAGACAAUGAAGGAAAUAAAGAAAAUGAAAUGGAUUGGGAUGAUUCUGCUCUGACUAUUACCGUCAACCCCAUGGAGAAAUAUGAAAAGCCUCAUCAGACAGAAGAGGAGAGUGAGGAAGAAGACAUAGAAGAUGAAGAGGAAGACACGACCAGUGCUGAAUCAGAUGAAAGUGAAGAGGACGAAGAGGAGGAGGAGGAAGAGGAAGUGAUUGUCCAAAAGGGAGACAAACAGAAUGCCACCAGGCAAGAGCAGUUGGAGUGGGAUGAUUCAACACUCCCGUACUAA